AUGCUUUCUUCUAUGAGCUAUAACGCUGCAGAAAAUGAUCCUAGAAAAAAUCCUUCUAGUGAUUUAAAGACUCAGUUUUGGUUAGCAUUCUUAGUUGGAAGUUCUGCUUGCUUGUUUUUUUGCAUUUUUCGUCGACGAUGGAAGGUGCUUUACGCACCUAGAGCUUCCAUUCAAGAAUUGAAGCUACCAACGCUUUCUUCUUCCUCUUAUUUGUGGUUACUUGAUCUUAUAAGAAUUCCUGAUCAUGUUUUUCAAAACUGUGCUGGGCUAGAUGGUUAUGUUUUCCUUUUGUUCUUUAAAAUGGCUAUAAAGUUUUUGGCCUUCACCUCGUUACUGGGUUUCACUGUGAUUAUGCCUGUCAAUAAACACUUCCGAGGUGAUGCCUUUGGGAAUAUAACAUUUUCCGGUGUUCUCGCCCCAUCUUCUUCGAGCUUUUAUUCGCUCACCAGUCUGCCUCCGAAAGUACAGUCUUCACUUGCAAAUCAAGAUUCUAUUUCUCUGCAGCAUACCACAAACGCCAUUUAUAAUUUUACAGAUAUUCCAGGACUUCCUGUACCUGGCGACGGGUUCCUCUAUCUGUAUGUUAUUUUUACAUACAUCAUAUCUAUUUAUUUGCUUUAUGUUUUAUUUUCGUCCACAAAAUUAAUUGCCGAUAUUCGACAAUCUUACCUUGCUCGACAAACUCGUCUCGCAGAUCGUACUGUUUUUAUUUCCGGUCUUCCUCCUGACCUGUGCAGCUCUGAAGCUUUGAAGAGCUAUUUAGAAAAGCUCGAUAUUGGCGAUGUAGAUCAAGUCAAUAUUUGCCGCAACUAUAUUGUUAUGGACUCUCUUCUUUCUAAGCGUAAACUUUAUGCACAAAAGCUCGAAAAGUAUUGGCGUGCUUACAGAAAGGUUUGCGCAGAUCAUGGAUUGCAGAUUCCUAACAUCCCAGAUGAUUUGAUUUCCGGCUUCGUUCCAUACAAUGGAACUUCACAACGUUUAUUAUCAUUGCCAAGAGGUGAACUUCAGUAUCGGCCCAUGGUUCGAACCCACUUCUUUGGAUUUUUUGGACAGCAAAUCGAUGCUAUCGACUUUUAUUCAGCUAAAUUGCUUAGCACAGAUCAAAAAAUUGAGUCUGCACGCCGUUUGAACUAUCCCGCAACAGGAGAGGCAUUUGUUACUUUUGAAUCUAUGGCUAGUGCCCAAAUUGUUGCACAGAUCCACAUCGAUGCCAAGUCUUUGAUGGGUUUACAUAUCUCCUUGGCACCUGCAUCAAAUGAUAUUCAAUGGCACCACACUUACAUAGGUCGAUGGCAUCGUUUUUUACGAUCAUGGCUGAUUACGCUGCUAACGCUAAUGAUCAUCUUACUUUGGACCGUCCCCGUCGGUGCAAUUGCUGUUUUUGUAAAUCUCGAUAAUAUCAGCAAACUGUGGCCUGAAUUAGGACGUCUAAUUCAGGACGUUCCAUUUUUAAACUCGCUUCUUCGUACCUUCCUUCCUACUUUGGUAUAUUCCUUGUUUAUCAGUAUAUCUCCCUACUUGUUCCAAUGGUUGUCUAAAGUGCAAGGUUUUAAUUCACGGGGAGAGGAAGAGAUUUAUUCAGUAGGAAAAAAUUUUGCAUACUUAUUCGUCAACUUUUUCCUGGUUUAUAUUAUCGCAGGUUCUACCUCUUACUGGGAAUUAGUUAAGGAUACUACUACACUCGCUCAUUUCCUUGCAAAUCGGCUUCCAAAUCAAGCCCAAUUUUUUAUUGACCUUAUUGUAUUGCAAGGUAUUGGUAUGUUUCCUCUAAAAUUGAUACAGCUCGGAAAGCUUUUUAUAUAUCUUAUUCGUCGCUCAUUUGCAAAGCAUCCACAAGACUAUCGCAAACUUGAAAAGCCAGAUUCGUUUAGUAUUGGUAUCUAUUUACCUCAGCCUAUGUUUAUUUUAAUGAUUUGCCUUUGCUAUAGUAUAAUUUCCCCUCUCAUUUUGAUCUUUGGGUUGAUAUACUUCAUUGUUGGAUUCUUAAUAUACAAAUAUGAACUUAUUUAUCAAAUGGAGCACCCGCAACAUUCUACAGGGAAGUUGUGGAGUAUAAUUUUUGAAAGAAUUAUAUUUGGUUGCUUGCUUCUGCAGCUUACAAUGAUGGGUUUAAUGAGUUUAAGAAAGGCUUAUUGGCUUAGUACUGUCAUUUUUCCCCUUUUUUGCUUUACGCUUACUUCCGCCUACAAUUUCUCGAAAAUGAUUCAACCAGCGAUGGAAUUCGUUUCAUUAUAUUAUGUUCGAACGAGUCAAUCUAAUCAGCAAAAUUCAGAAAUUAGUAGUCGGUCUUCUGAUGGAUCCACUGCCUAUAUUCAUCCGGGUUUUGUCAAUUGCGAAUUUGACAGUACCUAA
Messenger RNA from Schizosaccharomyces osmophilus, 2352 nucleotides. RefSeq names its product calcium ion transmembrane transporter. NCBI's taxonomy places the organism in Eukaryota, Fungi, Ascomycota, Schizosaccharomycetes, Schizosaccharomycetales, Schizosaccharomycetaceae. Gene Ontology annotation, molecular function: nucleic acid binding; calcium-activated cation channel activity. The record is from RefSeq and is a predicted model, not a curated record. Gene Ontology annotation, cellular component: plasma membrane. Bases 1 to 2352 code for a protein of 783 amino acids. The transcript has 2 exons.